This is a messenger RNA of Morone saxatilis (striped sea-bass), 1033 nucleotides long. RefSeq lists its product as uncharacterized. The record is from RefSeq and is a predicted model, not a curated record. Lineage: Eukaryota; Metazoa; Chordata; Actinopteri; Moronidae.
AUGUUCAAAGGUCUGAGUGGGGAGAACGUCAGAGACCCUCUUGUCUGCAGACAACUGACAGGAACUGAACUGCUGAAGAUGUCACCUCAGAGUUCACCUGCGAGGCACAAAUGUAAAUUUAUUUGUACACACUUAAAACUGACAAGCACAAAUCCCUUUCCUUAUACUGCAGCCAUUGUGGAAAAAGAAUCAAACUCGGGUCUCACACAAUCAGCAGUUAUUACGACCACAGGUUCGACUGUUAGCCGGCCUCAUGCUUCCACUCCUAUAACUCCUGCAAAACAAACAUCACCUAACAGAAUUACCGGUCUGACUGUUGGUAGACCAAGUAACACUGAUAGUUUUAUCUCUACUUCCCUAAUACCAGUGAAACCAUCAGUAGCUCUGACACUAAAUACCGCUAGCACUAAAGCUAGCUUGUUCCCUGAAACGUCAUCAGAAACAUGGAUACGGAAGUCGAUAAUAGUUGUGGCUGGUUUUGGAGUAACUGUGGGUGUUAUCUCACUGGGACUGGGACUUUUCUGUACCAAAAGAAGAACUGAAGGAUGUUCUUACAAGAGGAAACAAACCAAUGUCACAGAUGACUUUAUGUACAUGAUAAAUCUUGACUAUGAGGGAUUGUUCUCUGCAGAUAAUGAUAAAGCCAAUGAUGUGAUCACCUCAUUACCUGGUCUUGAAUGUCCUACUGGUUCUGACAAACCGAACAGGCGAGAGCCUCAAACUGAGGACUCUGACAUAUACCAUGUGUACUGCACCAUCCCUGACGACCCACCUCCAUCAGCCCUGAAGGACAUGGUGUACAGCACAGUGCAGACUCACUGAAAAUGUUUUAUACCUAAAAAGAAUGUAGAUAUCUUGUUUAAUUUUCAAUUAUAUUUAACAUUUGUAUCAAAUAACUAUUUGUAUAUUCUAACUAUGUCAUUCAAUAGCAGUACUCCAUAUUAGGCGUUGACCAAAGUGAAACAAUUAUAGUAAACAUAUCUACAAACUGUUUAUCGUCAACACAAAUGUUCAUACAUUUAUCUGCAAAAUA